AUAUAAGGUGAUAUCAUUUUCGGAUACCAACACUGUUCAUUCCUGACGCAAUUAAUGACGAUACAGUCAUCUUCAUCAGUUGUCCAUGAAACAAUAAUUCGGAAAUUUUCCACCAAAGAUUCAAGAUGUAUUCUCAGCAGCUAUUCUCGUUUGCCCUCCUCGCUAUAGUAGCAUGUGCGAUGUCUGCAUUCACAAGAGAUGCUUGUGAAUUGAAGGCCAAGAAAGGACCUUGUACUGACUACACACAACGGUGGGCUUUCAGCAGUGCGAAAGGAAAAUGUGUUCCGUUUUCUUACGGAGGAUGCCGAGGAAAUCCGAACAACUUCGAAUCUAAAGCCGAAUGCCGAAAAUACUGUGAAGAGGCUGGUCGUGGAUGCUAUGAACCGGAUGAAGGUCGAUGGUACAAAGACGGUGAACAGAAGGAAUCGGAUCAGCCCUGCGGAGGAUGUGCCUGUAUCAAAGGUUACUGGGCUUGUUCGAGCUGCAACAGGAAUCUCCUUGAGUGUCCUGCCAUUCGCUGUAUGAAUGAUUGUCCCCACGGUUACCAAGCUGAUGAGUUUGGAUGUGCUACAUGUAAAUGCAAGAGAAAGCCAGAGUUCGAGUUUUACUGUACUCGCUACUGCAAACUGUGCACCGAGCAUGACUGGCUGGAUUGUCCUGAAGAUUGCUACUGCGAUCAAGCUACGAUGUAAAUAUUGCGACUGCGAUCAAGCUACGAUGUGAAAAUUGCCAUUGCAAUCAUUCUACGAUAUUGAGAUAUUACAUCAUUUACAUCUAAGCACAAUAUGACAAAUAAUAACGGCUGAAAACUACAGUUUUAAAUCACAAUAGGCCAUCAGGAUUUGAUUUCCAUAAUUGUUGAUAUCAAAAAUAAUAAUCUGUCGGUAUAUUAAAAAAAUAUCUUGAAGACAUUUGAAGACAGUUAAAAUGAAUACAAGGUUAAAUUUCAGUAAUAUUAUCAUAAAGUUCUUAAAUCAUUUAAAAACUCAGGAAAGCUUUCAUAUUACAAGACACAUAACCAAUUUUGUUAAGCAACUGUUAUAGGUGCUACACCACGUAGAAACUCCUGAUUAUAAAUCAUUGCCAGCUUCAUUAUAUCAAGAAUUAUUAUUGAUUCUUAUCGAAAUAUUUAUUUUAUAUUUGUAGGCCUACCCAUAUGUUAAAAAAAUAUUUUGCAUUUUUAGUAGUCUUUAAGACACUUAAUCAAAUUGAAUAUUUUUGUCGUUUUAUUGUAACCAUUUAUUUAAGGUUAUAAGCAUCUCUUUUAUUUGGAGGUACAACCGUUUUUAAUUAAAAAAGAUAUCGCCUAAUUAAUAUCUCCAUAUAUAUAAUUAGAUUUUAAAAUUGUUUCAGUCGAGGCCAUCUGUAUAUCAAUUUAAUUGAUAAAAUAAUGUUUUCGAUUGAUCAAUAAAUAAAUGAUUAAAGUAGAUCAGAAGAGUAGCAUCUCUAUACAAUGUUGUCGCAGAGUUACAGGUCCAAAUCGUUUUUUUUUUUAUUAUUGUCAUUUUCAUGGUGUUGUUAUUUUAUUUCUUGUUGGAAGUUCACAUGGUAGGAUAAAAUAAGGGAGAAUAGUCAUCGAUAAACCUUCAUUUAUUGGUCAUUCUAUUAAAAUUUUGAAGGAAAAUUGGUUCAUAAAAAGUUCUUUAUAUACAACUGGACAUGUACAUUCUGUUUCUGUUUAUGGUAACUCCCGUAGGAACUGGGCAGGACAGCAUUUUGCUGAUAAACGCCAAAGCUGGUAUAAUAACCACUUACCUAGGAAUUUUACGUCCAGGUUAAUCAGUCAUAGUGGCUGACCUAAUAGACAACAGAAUUACUCUCGUGCCUUUUUAUCAAAAUGGAAAAUGGUAUAUGUGAGCACAAUGUCAUCGCACACUGAUAAUAAAAUAAUGUGAAGAAAU
Molecule: messenger RNA, 1901 nt
Organism: Lytechinus pictus (painted urchin)
Lineage: Eukaryota; Metazoa; Echinodermata; Echinoidea; Temnopleuroida; Toxopneustidae
Product: boophilin-G2-like
Exons: 6
Coding region: 126-692 (188 amino acids)
Biological process (GO): negative regulation of peptidase activity
Molecular function (GO): serine-type endopeptidase inhibitor activity
Source: RefSeq, a predicted model, not a curated record